AGUUAUAGUGAAUGCCAUAUAGAUUACAUAGAGCAUGUCAUUUUGGGUAGACACUUUGAGAUCUGCUCGGAAAACCGCUCUUUUGCAAGAUGGUAGAAGGAAAGUUCAUUACACAUUUCCAGAUGGCAAUGAACUAGCUGAAGAAUAUGAUGUCAAAACAAAUGAUUUAAUUGUUAGAAAAUGGCGCAAGAAGACUACACUAGGUGGACCAACAAAGUGGGAUAUGGAAAUUGGCGAAGACCAGAACUAUGCUUCUAACCUGGUAAUGGGAGCGGAGCACAUGGUAGAGUCUAUGUCAAAUCCUGUGCUUUGUCGACGGGAUACGAAAAAGGCUUUUCAGUGGCGAAUCCGAAAUCUGCCUUACUCACUGGAGACAUUCAGCGUGAAAGUCGAAGAUAAAGACACGAUUGUUGUUCGAACUUCAAACAAAAAAUAUUUUAAGAAGAUUGACGUUCCUGAUAUGCAACGAGCGAAGAUUCCUCUUAACCAAUCUGAUUUAACAUUCGCACACGCAAACAACACACUUAUCAUCCAAUACAAAAAACCGAAGCAAAUACUAGACGACCAUGAAACUAUAGUAAGGGAAAUAGAACAAUUAAAAGUUUCUAAAGAUGGAGAUGUUGAUUGCAAACAAUCAUAGUUCUAUGAUGUGUAGAAACCACCUUUUAUAAUUUUCAGGCAGUGGCGGAGUGACGCUAAAAAUUCUUGCUCUUUGGCAUGAUUUCUGAUAACGUGAUUAACAACUCUAGUUGAGGCUUGCAAUAAAAUAUUUAUUUUGCUAUAAAA
Molecule: messenger RNA, 786 nt
Organism: Styela clava
Lineage: Eukaryota; Metazoa; Chordata; Ascidiacea; Stolidobranchia; Styelidae
Product: protein DPCD-like
Source: RefSeq, a predicted model, not a curated record